Messenger RNA from Phanerochaete carnosa HHB-10118-sp, 243 nucleotides. RefSeq lists its product as uncharacterized. The record is from RefSeq and is a predicted model, not a curated record. The annotation marks the transcript as partial. The transcript is spliced from 2 exons. NCBI's taxonomy places the organism in Eukaryota, Fungi, Basidiomycota, Agaricomycetes, Polyporales, Phanerochaetaceae.
AUGAUUGCCGAUACGCCUCUCCUCGCCAUGUUCAAGAACUCCCUCCGCAGCUUCGACACCGUCGCUGACAUUCGCCCUUACCCUGCGAAGCCAACUGCGCCUCUCACCUGCACCGCCGUACCGGCCCUGCUUCAGCCGGCGACGGUGUUCGAGAACGCCGAGCUGAAGCUCAGGAUCCAGUACCUCGAGGCUGCAGCGGCGAAGGCAGAGGAUGGCGCGGAACGACUCGGACGUGAUCUCUCU